UGAACGUACGCUCAAGUAGUAAGCGAACAAUGAAAAUGGCCACACUGACUACGACCAAAUAGUUAUUUUCUGCCUAUUUUGUGUUCAUGCCCAGUAAACUCUCCCCACCGGUUUCCCCGUCCACGACAACAGUCUCUCGCGGUCGCACCAUCUCCAAACUCAUGCCGAAAACAGAGACGAGAGAAAAGACUGACAUGGCUCCCUCAGCAGUCAAGAAACCACAAAAUGAAACAGGCGACACUGUGGUGCGACAGCGUCGUAAGCAACAAGACUCGUCGCCGCCUGAUUCACCGCCUGAUUCACCGUCAUCCUCAACCCCCGCAUCACCAACAUCACUACCAAAAGUUCCGCUUCUACGUCGCAUGUCUUCCUCACUCCUCCAUCCCACCUCCCGCGAAAAGGGAAUUUUCCUCAUUGGACUCGCGAUUGUGAUUGCUGUGCUGCUAUUUUGGGUAUUGGACAAAGAGGAGGGUGGAGUUUAUAGGGUAGUAAGAGGGCGUGCAAGUGCUGUGGAGGUUAGAAGGUGGGAUUGCGAUGGGGACUCUUGCGAUAACUGAGGGUUUUGGUGAUAAGAUGGGUAGAUUAGUACACUGCCCUUGUUUGAUUUUUUUGAUAUGAAUGUUGAAUGAUAACACUGCCUGG
Spizellomyces punctatus DAOM BR117 is the source of this 642-nucleotide messenger RNA. RefSeq lists its product as uncharacterized. The record is from RefSeq and is a predicted model, not a curated record. Bases 87 to 557 code for a protein of 156 amino acids. NCBI's taxonomy places the organism in Eukaryota, Fungi, Chytridiomycota, Chytridiomycetes, Spizellomycetales, Spizellomycetaceae. The transcript has a single exon.